Messenger RNA from Fomitopsis serialis, 495 nucleotides. RefSeq lists its product as uncharacterized. The transcript is spliced from 3 exons. The coding region runs from base 1 to 495 and encodes 164 amino acids. Lineage: Eukaryota; Fungi; Basidiomycota; Agaricomycetes; Polyporales; Fomitopsidaceae. The record is from RefSeq and is a predicted model, not a curated record.
AUGUCGUCCCGCUUCCGACUCGGGGGCGGUCGCAGCGCAGCGCGGCCCUUGAUCCUCUCCGUCAUGCGUGUGGCGCUCUCGACAGGCGUCACCAUUCCUCCUAACCACCUUUCACAGAACCUCACGAGGUGGUAUCCGCGCCGGGUAGCGUGCAUAGUGCCAUACCGGGGCCCCUCUCUGGAGGUCGUACACCAUCUGCGCAACACCCUGACAUCGAGCGCUCUGCCGGGAUUGACUUGCGGUUGCUGUAGACCGACAUAUCACGGCCGCGUACAUCUGAGUCAGCGCAGCAAGCGCAUGCACCCGCUCAGCGUCAUCGUCCAGCCAAAGAACGCCCGUCACCAGCUUACCACCGAAGACGCUAGCAGCAACGGCCAUUCGUCGUCGAACUCCCGACUCGCGCUGGAGCCACUCCGAGAGUACUCCAUUCAAGACUGGCUCUCAACAACCCGUACACACACGGAGCUGCCUACGCUUCGCCGCUAUCGCCUGUGA